This is a messenger RNA of Capsaspora owczarzaki ATCC 30864, 1746 nucleotides long. RefSeq lists its product as hypothetical. Bases 257 to 1654 code for a protein of 465 amino acids. The record is from RefSeq and is a predicted model, not a curated record. NCBI's taxonomy places the organism in Eukaryota, Filasterea, Ministeriida, Capsasporidae. The transcript is spliced from 7 exons.
GAGACGUGCUGUGACAUUUGCUGUGCUGACUCUUUGGUAUUGCUUCUUGACGGAGCUGUUUGAUGAAAAAAAAAACCCCUGCGGAAAUAGCCUUUUCGAAUUAUCCAACCAGCAUGAGGCAUCCUGCCGACUCGGAAAUAACAUAACACAACGUUUUCACUGCGAAAACCACUCGCCGACAUUCACUUCAAAGCUUCUUCCAAGCGGAUAAACGGUGCAACGCGUGUCAUCAAAACGUUUGCACAAACCUUUCAGCAUGCGAACUUUGCGGCAGCGGUGCUCUGCCUCUCGGUGGGCGUUGUGGACCGCAGUGUGCAUUGUCGUCCUGCAGCUUUCCACUUGUGAUGCAGCUGAGACGUGGCAAAAUUACAACAUGAACCAGGUAGAACAGAAGCCCGCAUCGUGGUGGCAAGGGCUCUUGGCAAACUUUGCAUAUCCUGCGCCUGCAACGUUGUCGCAAACUGCCGGCCAAAGACGACGCCGCGACGAUCCGAGCGGACCCAUCACCACUGUUCCUACCUCAUGUGCUGGGCCGGCAAGCCCCGACUGCUGCCCGGGAGACAUGGAAACCAGUUAUGAUGCUAGCUUGCAACAAGCUCGAUGCACAAUACCAGAUUGCGUGGUUGUGACGCUUGGAACGCGAGGCUACUUCAAUCGGACUACACUUUUGUGCGAUCCCGUGAGAACUUGCACUACCUCAGCAGUGAUUACAUACGACCCGGUCACGAAUUCUUGCAUUGACUUUACUCUACCACCGCCCCCUCCAGUCAUUAACCUGAUUGACACCUUCACCCCCUUGAACACACUGCCCAACGUGACGUCGGCUGCAGACUGCAAUCACGGUGUGCCGAAUGCCAACUUUACGGCGUGCAUUUGCGACCCUGGGUGGAAUACCCCUACCACGAAUCUUCUCGAAAGUCAUUCAUUGUGGUGCUCGCGGCAAGAAGAGAACGUGAGCACAGCCUCCGACACUGCUGGGCUCGUUGAGUUGGUCUUUGUGAUUGUUGCCGUGGUUAUUGGCUUUGUAGUCUGCUGCAUAGCGGGACGCUGCAUAUGGCGUCGUUACAAGGCCAAAAAGCAGCAAUCCGCUCAAUCAGCAGGGACGCGAGCAGCUGCUCCUGCUGCUCCUCGGCCUGCUUCUUUCAGCAUGACGCAAUCCGUCCCACAACACUACGUCUCGGCUCGGUCACUCCAGAUGCAGCAGAUAUCGCCCACCUCCUCGGAAGACGACUCUGGAAGCGGAGUCACGCCCGUGCACGAAUAUGCCAUGCCAAUCCGCCCACCGGCCCCUCUACCGGCUGACGAGCUGGUGCGCGGCUCAAACUCGGGUGGAGCAGCAGCCCAGCAGUGGCAACCUCCAUCCAACUAUCGAUCUGCUGCUGCACCCCGACCUUCAGCGACAACAGAUGCGCAAUCCGAGAAUCGUUGGCAACCACCGUCACAUUACCGAUCUGCCACAUCGGCAUCAAGCAGCAACCCUGUGCGUCUGAACAACGCCAGCGCGUCUGCUAGCGGAUUUCGUGCACCUGGCCAAUGGGUAUCACCGUACCAAACUUCUGCCGUGACUCGACCUGCAACAACUCGUCGCAGCAAUGAUUCAAAAACAAUGUUAGCUCUGUUGGAUGAUUCGUCCAGUGACGACGAUGACAUGUGAAUCGCCAACCCCGUGCUAUGAAUAGCCAACCCCUGCCAUGCUUUGUCUGCAAAAGAUACAACGUGUUUGUUCCGCGAAUGCUGAAAAUUUCC